Messenger RNA from Diachasma alloeum, 439 nucleotides. Its product is annotated as histone H2B. The transcript has a single exon. Gene Ontology annotation, molecular function: structural constituent of chromatin; DNA binding; protein heterodimerization activity. The coding region runs from base 33 to 404 and encodes 123 amino acids. The record is from RefSeq and is a predicted model, not a curated record. Gene Ontology annotation, cellular component: nucleosome. Lineage: Eukaryota; Metazoa; Arthropoda; Insecta; Hymenoptera; Braconidae.
UCUCAUACCGUGAAAAGUAAAAUCUUACGACAAUGCCACCCAAGGCCAGCGGUAAAGCUGUGAAGAAGGCCGGAAAGGCUCAGAAGAACAUCGCCAAGUCUGACAAAAAAAAGAAGCGUAAGAGGAAGGAGAGCUACGCUAUCUACAUAUACAAAGUCUUGAAGCAGGUGCACCCUGACACUGGAGUCUCCAGCAAGGCCAUGAGCAUCAUGAAUUCAUUCGUCAACGAUAUCUUCGAAAGAAUUGCUGCUGAAGCUUCACGAUUGGCUCAUUACAACAAACGUUCAACCAUCACUUCUCGGGAGAUCCAGACUGCUGUUCGUCUACUUCUUCCAGGAGAACUGGCUAAGCACGCCGUUUCGGAAGGCACCAAAGCCGUUACCAAGUACACCAGCUCCAAGUAACUUGGCUGACGAAAAAAAAAAUCGGCCCUUUUCAG